AGACAGUGCAGGGGAGAUCCGAUUCUAUCUCAGCCAGGGAACAAGUUACAUCCAUCCUCUUAACUAUAUAUGUAAUUCAGGGGACGGAAUGAAACCAACCUAUCUUUUCCCUGUCCACGACUCGUCAUUGCUGUAUCGAGAGGCAACGGUUCAUACGUGGCACAAGCUCUUGUCCAUCCUCCCACCUGGAUUCGAACUUGCCGUCAUCAUCACUUGCCACCGCAAGUAAAUCAAUAUGAUUACACCAGGAAUCUCUUUCCUUGGUCGCAUAGUCGUAUCGACAGGCUCUAUAUGCUUUGGCACUGUCUUCUUAGCGCGCUUGGCGACAAAGUCGGGUAUAUCCUUGCCACCGUGGAUUUUGCUACUAGGUGCGACCAGUAGUUUACCCAUCGGGUUUGCAUUGCGCAUUCUGUACGUCAGCAUUAUGCGCCGCCGACAAGCUGCAAGGAUGGGUGCCUGCCUUGCGUCCCCUCUUAGGGGCAAACAACUUGGUAACCUCGAUAUCAUGCUCGCACUGGUCCAUCAAUUCAACAACGGUUAUCCUGGUGAUGGAAUGGCAGAGAUCGUUGCAGAGACAGGAACGUGCUUUAACUUUCGUGUCAUGUUCGAGGACGUCAUCUUUACCGUAGAACCCAGUCACAUCAAGACCAUCUUAGUAUCCGAUUUUGAAAACUACGUCAAAGGGGAUAAGUUUAAGAAUUCGAUGUCAAGUGUCCUCGGAACGGGUGUUUUCAAUUCUGACGGUGAAAUGUGGAAAUUUCAUCGUUCUAUGACAAGACCUUUCUUCAGCCAUGACAGAAUACGUCACUUCAAUAUCUUUGAUCUUCAUGCAGAAAACGCCAUCUCCCAGAUGAAAGCACGUUUCCGUUCUGGAUAUCCCGUCGACGUCCAGGACUUGAUGUCACGUUUCACGCUUGACUCUGCCACGGAAUUUUUAUUCGGAAAUUGCGUGCAUAGUCUUUCCGCAGGACUACCUUACCCGCAUAACGUUGCAACAACGGAAGCCCUUACUAAGAAAACAAAGAUAGCUGAAGACUUUGCUCAGGCGUUUGCCGAUGCACAGACAAUUGUUGCCCAGCGUUCCCUCAAAGGUUGGGUCUGGCCCUUGUUUGAGAUCUUCAAGGACAACACCACAGCACCUAUGCGAAUCGUAAAAUCGUUCAUUGAUCCGAUCUUGAAAGAGGCUAUUGCCAAGAAGCAGUCGCAUGCCAGUGGAGAAAAGAAUCUUGAUAACGAAGAUGCGACAUUAUUGGACCAUCUUGUACAGACGACGACAGACCCCGUGGUACUAAGAGACGAGAUCCUGAACAUCCUGAUCGCCGGAAGGGACACGACUGCUUCGACGCUUACUGUUGCCCUGUAUUUGCUUUCCACGCACCCGCAUGUGACGACCCGCCUGAGAGAGGAGAUCAUGACAAAGGUUGGACCUACUGACAGGCCGACUUACGAUCACAUCCGUGAUAUGAAGUACCUUCGUGCUGUUAUUAAUGAAACUUUGAGGCUUUUUUCUCCUGUACCUUUCAAUGUUCGCGAAAGUGUCAACGCAUCCACUCUACCUGCAACCGGUCACUUGAAUAAGCCAAUAUAUGUCCCCCCAAAGACAAGUGUUAGCUACUGUGUUUUUCUAAUGCAUCGUAGAAAAGAUCUUUGGGGCCCUGAUGCUGAUGAGUUCGAUCCGGACCGCUUCCUCGAUGAACGGCUGCAUAAAUAUCUUACGCCUAAACCUUUCAUCUUCCUCCCCUUCAACGCCGGCCCUCGCAUCUGUCUUGGGCAACAGUUUGCUUACAACGAGAUGUCAUUCAUGCUCAUCCGCCUCCUCCAAUCCUUCUCUUCUCUCACUCUCCAUCUAGAAGCGCAACCCCCAGGCACUCUUCCGCCCGCUGACUGGGCUCAAGCAGAAGGUCGUAAAUCACGCGAACAGUUCUGGCCGAAAGUACAUUUGACGAUCUAUGCUCAUGGCGGCCUAUGGGUUCGCAUGACUGAAGCUGAGAAGGCUGAUUGAAUGACAUAAUGGCAUGUUGUGGAAGUGUACUACUAGUAUUGCAAUCGCAGACCUACAUUCGAAAUAAUCUGUAUUGUGAUAAACUUUCUAUCUCUCAAACUGUAGUUCUCUCGAAUGCUGUCCUUUUCUUUCAAUAGUGUGACCUGCGAUGAUUCGCAGAAUCUUCAUUGCAUCAUUGGUACCAUGGAUGUGUUGUAUCGUAGUGUAAUGUAAAUAUCGUCAUGUAAAUAGCA
Molecule: messenger RNA, 2235 nt
Organism: Suillus bovinus
Lineage: Eukaryota; Fungi; Basidiomycota; Agaricomycetes; Boletales; Suillaceae
Product: cytochrome P450
Exons: 16
Coding region: 236-2002 (588 amino acids)
Molecular function (GO): iron ion binding; monooxygenase activity; heme binding
Source: RefSeq, a predicted model, not a curated record